GCAGACAGAGUGAGUGAGCGAGGUAGAGCGAUAGUAGGAGAGGAGAGAGAGAGAGAGGGAGGCGGUAAGAGCGUGUGAAGGAGGGCGUCUGACGGAGAUGGGAGUAUUUAUAGGUAGAGAGAUGAGGAGAUAGAACGACGAGAGAGAGAGAGAAGGAGGGAGGAGAGAGACGAGAGAGGGAGGCAGAGAGACAGGGAGAGAGAGAGGAAAAUCCAGACACAAUAAGAAGAAAGGGAAGACAAAGAGGAGGAGAGGGCGAGCGAGGGACCAUGCUGAGGAGGAAGAGGAGCGUGUCGUUCGGAGGCUUCGGAUGGAUUGAUAAAUCCACAGUCAGCGCUCUCAGAGCUCGCAAACAGGAGCUCCUGACCAUCUCCAAUGCUCCUGUGGCAGACUGCCCCCCCUCCCCCCCCCCCGCACUGCACCUCCCACCAUGAAGUCGGCCCAUUUCUUCGACAUGAUGGAUAAGAUGGAGCAGGUGCCCGAAGCUGCAGAGAUGAAGACCGUCCCUCAGAGACAGAAGGACGACUACAUUCCUUAUCCGAGGAUCGAGGAGGUGUUGGAGAGGGGGGGGCCGUACCCUCAGGUCAUCCUGCCUGAGUUCGGAGGUUACUGGAUCGAGGAUCCCGAGGCCCCUCCUCCUGCUGUGCCUCCUCCCACCUGUCUGGAGAACAGGGGAGAGGGGGAGGAGGGGGAGGAGGAGGGGGGGGGUUUGAGAGGAAUCGAUGAGAUUGACACAGCCACAGGGGAUUAUGGGUACCGUCUGGAGGAGAUCAAUGAGGCUGCUCAGGCGUACAGGAAGCACUUCCUGGGCAGGGAGCAUUUAAACUUCUCCUGUUCAGCCACCAGCCUGGGAAACCUGCUGCUGUCUGUGAGACACCAGGAGGAGAAGGAGCAGGAGCACCUCCAUGUUAUCAUCAGGUCUCGAGUGAAGAGCGUCUACCACAGACUGUCACUGACAGAGCUGCCUGAAAUCCCCAGUGUACCAGAGCUCGCCAAGCUGCUGUGUGACGAGGCAGCCAGUCUGCGGUUCAGUCCCGUCCUCUACCCGAAGGCGUCUCAGCUGAUCGUCAGCUAUGACGAGCACGACGUCAACAACACCUUCAAGUUCGGAGUCAUCUACCAGAGAUUUGGACAGGUGUCUGAGGAGGAGCUGUUCAGGAACAACGAGGAGACGCCGGCGUUCACAGAGUUUCUGCUGCUGCUGGGAGACACAGUGGAGCUGCAGGACUUCAAAGGGUUUCGGGGGGGUCUGGACGUGUCCCACGGUCAGACGGGUUCUCAGUCCGUCUACACCGUCCACAGACAGCAGGAGAUCAUGUUCCACGUCUCCACCAAACUGCCUUUCACUGAGGGAGACACACAGCAGCUUCAGAGGAAACGUCACAUAGGAAAUGACAUCGUGGCCGUGGUGUUUCAAGAAGAGGCCACGCCCUUCGUCCCUGACAUGAUCGCCUCCAACUUCCUGCACGCCUUCAUCCUGGUGCAGGUGGAGGAGCCCUGCUCCAACAACACCACCUACAAGGUGUCUGUCACAGCGCGAGAAGACGUUCCUCCGUUUGGCCCGCCCCUCCCAAAUCCAGCCAUCUUUAAGAAGGGUCCAGGGUUCAGAGAGUUCCUUCUCACUAAGCUCAUCAACGCAGAGCUGGCCUGUUAUAAGAGCGACCGCUUUGCCCGGCUGGAGGAGCGGACCCGGGCGGCGCUGCUGGACAGCCUCCAUGACGAGCUGCACAGACGCUCCCAGAGCAUGCUGGGAUUGACAUCAGGCCUGGAGGAGGAGGGUCGGUCUGAGAACGGACACGCCCACGGAGGACUGCUGGAGUCCAUCAAGAGGGCGAUGCGAGGACGGAGCGUCUCCAUGGAGACCAUGUCGCGGGGUGGGGCAGGUCUGCCCACAAGCCUGAGUGGGGGGGGUCUGGCACACAUCAGUACAGAGUAUAACAUCAGAUCUCCCGUGAAGAGACGUUCGGGACUCUUCCCUCGUCUGCUGAGUGUCGACAGUCAGACAGAGAGACACACUCAGAGGAGUCUCCUCAGUGAGCAGAGGAGCUUCGACAGCUGCCAGCCCACACUGGAGGUGAGGUCAGAGCAGCCGUCCAAUCCCAGCUCCCCAGAGGCGGGACAACGGGACAGGAUCCACAUGAAGAAGGACAGCACGAAGAUUUCCAGAUCCACGUCCAGCAGCUGCAGCUUCAGCGUCGCCACUGACGACACUCACCUGCCCGCUCAGGCUGCAGCAGUCGAGGGUCAAAGUUCAAGUCCGCUGAUUGUGUGUCGCAGCCCCACAGAGACCAAGAAUAAAAACUCUCCCAGAUCCAACCUCAAGUUCCGCUUCGACAAGCUGAGCCACUCUGCUGCAAUUAACAACAAAGAAGUUCAGACAAACAUCAGAGGAGGAGGAGUCUAAUCUGAACACACACACACACACACUCACACACACACACACACACACACACACACACACACACACGCACACACACACACACACAACACACACACACACACACACACACACACUUAGGUUAAAAAGGGAAAACACUUCAACAUUCCUCCUUAAUGCUGCGUCUCUUCAGACUGUGACAGAGUGAUCAGCCUCGUUAUGAGCUUCACUAAUUAACGUUGAUUGUAUGACGAUGUCAACGACACGCUGACAUGAACCGUGUUGGUGUGUCUGUUCUCUGACAAAGAUAGUUCAUGAGGGAAAAGAGGCAUCACUCUGUAACGCCAUGUACAGUGUUUCUCCAUCAGAGUGAGACCUCCUCUCUCCACAUCACAGCCACAUUCAUUAAUAGUCCUGACCCUGACCCUGACCCUGACCCUGACCCUGACCCCGAUCCUGACCCUGCUCCUGACCCUGCUCCUGACCCUGACCCUGCUCCUGACCCUGACCCUGCUCCUGACCCUGACCCUGACCCUGCUCCUGACCCUGACCCUGACCCCAACCCUGAGUCCUUCUUCACGGUGUACCUGCUGAUAACAGCUGUAGAAUCUGAAGAUUCUGAUCCAAAAUUGAUGAGCUGAUCAGUUUAAAUUAUUGAUCUGCAGGCUGUGGCGACAGGAAGUGAUCCUCUAGAGAGAGGAGGUCUCACUCUGACUGUGUCACAAUGUCGAGCUUCUUCCCCGAACAGACACACAAACAACAGACAGGCGUCAUGUGAUGAACAUGUGAACACGUGUUGGCAUGAACACAGCCACCAGAGCUCCAGCUGUUUACACAAAGCCUGCAGUCACAUGACCCCUCAGGUUCAGACCACACUCUGAUCCUGAGGCUGCUGACGGACAUGGUUUCCCACAAUGCACCACACACAGACGUGUAAAGAUAAAUAAAAAUAAAUGAUGUUGAGACUGAGCAGGUCAGAAACAGUUCCUUUAAAUAAUUCAUAUUAUCAAACUUUUUUCUGUCAGUCAAUUAUUGAUUAAUCACCUGAUCACGUGUGCUCCAGAGCACUGGUUGUUGUUAUGGGGAGGUAACGCCGGGGGCCAGUAGGGCCCUCAGGAGCUUGAUCAGCUCAUGAUGAGUGUGUGGUGUUGAGGUGGGGUCAGGUGGAGUCAUACACGUUGUUAUCACACACAGAGCAUUUCCUGUUGGUGUCGUAUUGAUCAGGGACUCCGAGCAGAACUGAGACCAGGAUCAGAGACUGGAGCUGUGUCCCAGUUCAGGGUCCACAUCCUGGUCCUUCGUAGACCGAGAGGACCGAACCGAAGUGGGACGGUCUGGUCUACGGAGCCUAGCAACCAUGACAACACUUGUGACAAAACCUGAGGUUUCCAGGUCCUUGGUUUGAAGAGUUAGCUGUUGAAAUGAAUCUUGGGACAUGUUGGACCAUGAGAGAUCCACCUGUUGGAGUCUUCAUGGUCCAGCAGAAGAAGGAAGUGUUUUCAAGGAGCCUCUGAAGUGGGAUGCUCGAGUCUCGUUGGGUUCCGUCUUCAGAUGCAGACCCUGAACUACGACACAGCUCCGGCCUCAGAAACACUUCCUGUUACCAACACAGAUCAGGUUGAUGAAGCAGCUGAACGACCUGCAGCUCCUCCAGGUCACUGAUGAUGUCUUCGUGUUGCUGUGGGCUGAUCACGUCCAUGUGGUUUCUUCUUCUCUGUCCCUGAGAGCUGCACGUGGCGCCGGUACGCUUCAUCGCUCAGUUACUGUCAUCACAGAUCAGAUAGACCUGAGUUACGUUCACAUCACAUGAACUGUGACACUGUGUUAAAAAGAAGCUCAUCAGCUGUUUGAUGCAAAAACCGACAGAAACUGACAACUGAUGUAUGUUUUGCACUAAAAUGAAUCUUCCUCUGUGGAUGUUAAAUGUACAUGAACACUGACUCUGUACAGACUGAACUGUCACUGUCUCGAUUGCACGGAAAGCACAAACUGUUCCUCUCCUCGCUCCGACUUCAGGUGUAAAUCUCUUUUUCUGUGUCUUCAGAUUUUUUGCAAAAUAAGAGUAAUAAUUUAUUUUGAAAGGGGCUGAUGAGAGGGAGGAAGUAGCAUAAAUACAAAGAUGUCUGUGUGUUUAUAUUUAAUGUUUCUGCAUCAUGAUGGAAAUCUGAGGUUUCUGUGAUUCUCACAUGAAAAUCUGACAUAUUAAAGUUUCUGCAAAAUGGA
Messenger RNA from Seriola aureovittata, 4600 nucleotides. RefSeq names its product rap1 GTPase-activating protein 2-like. Gene Ontology annotation, molecular function: GTPase activator activity. The transcript is spliced from 24 exons. Gene Ontology annotation, biological process: activation of GTPase activity; regulation of small GTPase mediated signal transduction. The record is from RefSeq and is a predicted model, not a curated record. Bases 431 to 2404 code for a protein of 657 amino acids. Gene Ontology annotation, cellular component: plasma membrane; cytoplasm. Lineage: Eukaryota; Metazoa; Chordata; Actinopteri; Carangiformes; Carangidae.